CUUAAAGUUGGUUGCGAUCCGCCAGAAACCGAGAGAAGAAGAAGAAGAAGAGGCCACACAUGCACGUCAGAGAAUGACGUCAGCAACGCCGGACCCGGAAGUGCCGCUUGUUGCUUGUCAACACAGCUGUUGUUAAAGAUGGUGUACGUGUCUAACGGUCAGGUCCUGGACAGCAGGUCCCAGUCGCCAUGGCGACUGUCUCUACUGGUCGAUUUCUUCUGGGGAGCAGUGGAGUUUUUCGGCCUCUUUUUUAAGACAAUACUUCACCCUGACAUGACAAAGGAUGGAAAAAGUGGUUCGUCACGCUUCUCUGAUGGCAGAGGUCCUCCAGGUGCCCCUGGUGGCAGAAGACGGAUGGGAAGAAUUAACCACGGUGCAGGUCCCAGCUCUCCACCAAUGGGUGGAGGAGGAUGAGGAAGGUGA
Sebastes umbrosus (honeycomb rockfish) is the source of this 423-nucleotide messenger RNA. RefSeq names its product selenoprotein K (gene selenok). Gene Ontology annotation, biological process: calcium ion transport; endoplasmic reticulum calcium ion homeostasis. Gene Ontology annotation, cellular component: Golgi apparatus; endoplasmic reticulum membrane. Lineage: Eukaryota; Metazoa; Chordata; Actinopteri; Perciformes; Sebastidae. The record is from RefSeq and is a predicted model, not a curated record. The transcript has 4 exons.